Dermacentor andersoni is the source of this 1594-nucleotide messenger RNA. The record is from RefSeq and is a predicted model, not a curated record. NCBI's taxonomy places the organism in Eukaryota, Metazoa, Arthropoda, Arachnida, Ixodida, Ixodidae.
GAAAACAGAAUAGGGCCUGAAACCGAGCCUUGCGAUACACCGCAUACGAUAUCGGUGAAAGCAGAAUGAUGUUUGUUAAUUACUACUUGUUGCCUUCGUGCCUUAAGGCCCCUUCACACUACUACAAAAAUUCGGCGAGCGAAACGGAUUCGUUUGCCGGAAAAAAGAGAGAGUGUUCUCAUCCGUUGACGCGCGCAUCGGCGGAUCCGCCGCCGCUUCUCGCUUUUCCGCGACGACAGCGAGAUCUCGCGGCAGUUUCUGUUUCGGUUUCGCGACUUCGCGAACGAGACGAGAGUUGACGCGAGUGCCUCUCGUUCGCGGGCUUUUGUUGUGUCUGCUUGUAUUGCGCCGUUGCUGGGCUUACAGCUGCGAGAUACUGAGCACAGCACAAUGGCGAGCUUUUCAGAAGACGAGGAAAUGUCGGAAGAAGAAGAAAUUGUCACGAUUCUCCUCUGCAACUCAAUGACGGCUAUGCUUCAAGAGCUGCGACGGGCUGAGCAACCAAGAUCGCGGCGGCGGCGACGACGGUGGUGGGUCCGCCCGUCCUUGCAGGAGCGGGAUAGGUUGGGACAGGCGAACAAUCUCUUGCCACUGCUUCGCGAUCGAGACGUCGAGUACUACAGAGACUUCCUGCGCAUGUCACCCAGCAGCUUUGACACACUGAUGGAGCUCCUUGGCCCCCGCAUCGCAAAAAAAGACACGCGGUUUCGCAAGGCUAUACCUCCAGAACACCGCCUGGCGCAAGUUAUUAGAUUACUGGCUGUUGGCGAUACCCUGCGGUCAUCUGCCUUUAAUUUCUUGGCUGGCAGGUCCACAACGUGCAACCUUGUUUCAGAGGUGUGCCUGGCCAUUUGGGAAGUGCUUGGCCCUAUAUAUGUUAUAACGCCAUCAUCUCCAGAUGAAUGGUUGAGGGUCUCCGAAGAGUUUGAGCGCAUCUGGAACAUGCCACACUGCCUAGGCGCAAUAGAUGGAAAGCAUGUCAAUAUUGAGUGCCCGAACAAUUCAGGCAGUGUGGACAGAAACUAUAAGAAUGCUUUCAGCAAGUCGAUGCUUGCAAUCAGUGAUGCACACUACAGGUUCUUGUUUGCAGAAGUAGGCCACAAUGGCAGCGAAUCAGAUGGGGGUAAUUUUGGCCGGAGCCCAUUCUUCAAGAGAGUUGACCAACGCCUGCAAGGGAUUCCUGAAGACUCUCUUUUGGCAGACAUUGGCAGCACGCCCUACUUCUUUGUAGGAGACGAAGCAUUUCCUCUGAAAACCUACCUCAUGAGGCCGUAUGCAAGGAAGACUAAGUAAUACCAUUACCUUCAUCAUUUCUUGGCCGUUACAGUACUAGCCAUUAGCUAGAUCUUGAGGAGUGAUUUUACACACAUUUAGGGGUCUCGUAAUAUGAUAUAUGUGUCAUCAGCCAGUGCUGCAAAUUUAUGCAAAUGAGGGAUUGUAUACAAGCAUGGAAAGAUCCUUUUCCUCCAUUGACCUAAACCACUCUAAAUGUUGCCAUCGCAGUUAUUUCUGACAGGUAGUGAUUAUAUGUAGCACAUUUGUUGCGGUGAACAUGUAUUGUGCUAGAUCUUGGGGAUAAUUUACACCUGCAAAU